GCAAGCAAUCACAUGGACCUCCUGGCUCUACAGCAUUCAUCACUUACUUGGUGCUUUCAAAAAGUUUUUAACCGUAGUCCUGGAGCACGGCUGCAACUCAGGAUCUGAUGGGACUAGCAGCAGUGCUGCUGCAGGGACUAACUGAGCCCACCCCACUGUUUCAUUUGACUUUUGCCCAGCCUUUAACAGUCUCCUGAAUAACGGGAUGCUAGUGAUUAUGUUCCCCACGGUGAAUAGAGGGCAUUGUUUGGCUUUUCUCAGCCUCUCCCUGUUUGGCUUGGUCGGGAUGCAGUUUGAUGUUACCCAUGGGAGCCCGACGGAAGAUGAGGAUUACUAUCUGCAGGAAAUUCUUAACCGGGAGCAUUACUAUUCCUUACGGGAGGCUGAGGAGCCUUUUUCAGAGGCAUCUGUAGCGGCACAGCCUUUGGAAGAGGAACGCUCCAAACCCAGCAAGAAAGAGGUGAAAGCCAAAAAGGAGAAGGGAAAAGAGACAGAUAAGACAGCCACUAAUGCAAAGACAGUUAAAAGUGGAAACAAAAAAAAUGAAAAUAACAAAAAGGGCAACUGGAAAAGCCCCAGUGGCAGCCAGGAAGCAGAGGUCCACUAUGAAGCUGUCAGAGAGGUGUGUCCUCCUAUGGGCCUGGAAGCCUUGGGGAUUGAUGACUUCCAGCUGCACGCCUCAACAGUCAAACGGUACGGCUUGGGAGCCCAGCGGGGGAGGCUUAACAUUCAGGCUGGUAUCUAUGAGGAUGACUUCUAUGACGGGGCCUGGUGUGCAGGGAGGAAUGACCCUCUGCAGUGGUUUGAGGUGGAUGCUAGAAGACUAACCAAGUUCACUGGAGUCAUCACACAAGGCAGGAAUUCCCUGUGGUCGAGUGAUUGGGUGAAGUCAUACCGGGUCAUGGUGAGCAACGACAGCCACACAUGGGUAACAAUUACAGAUGGAUUGGAGGACGUGAUUUUUCCUGGCAACACGGAGAAGGAAAUUCCUGUAUUGAAUGAGUUCCCGGUUGCGAUGGUUGGCCGCUAUAUCCGUGUAAACCCUCAGUCCUGGCACGAGGCUGGCAGCAUCUGCAUGAGAGUGGAGAUUCUGGGCUGCCCCAUGCCAGACCCUAAUAAUUAUUACCACAGAAGGAAUGAGAUCACAACCACAGACAAGCUGGACUUCAAACACCACAGCUACAAAGAAAUGAGGCAGUUGAUGAAGGUCGUAAAUGAAAUGUGCCCGAACGUCACAAGAAUUUACAACAUUGGCAAAAGCCACAACGGACAGAAACUCUACGCUAUUGAGAUCUCAGACAACCCUGGAGAGCAUGAACUGGGUGAGCCUGAGUUCCGCUACUCUGCAGGUGCUCAUGGCAAUGAGGUACUGGGUCGGGAGCUACUGCUGUUGCUGAUGCAGUUCAUGUGUCAGGAGUACCUGGCUGGAAACCUGCGGAUCAAACACCUGGUGGAGGAGACCAGGAUCCACCUCUUGCCUUCCAUGAAUCCAGAUGGAUAUGACAAGGCCUUUGAAGUGGGCUCAGAGCUAGGAGGGUGGUCACUGGGACGCUGGACUGAAGAUGGCAUCGAUAUCAACCACAAUUUCCCAGACCUCAACUCCAUCCUUUGGGAGGCAGAAGCCAAGAAGUUGGUUCCAAGAAAGGUCCCCAAUCAUCAGAUCCCCAUUCCAGAAUGGUACAUGUACGACAAUACCACAGUUGCAGUGGAGACCCGGGCAAUGAUUGCAUGGAUGGAGAAGAUUCCUUUCGUGCUGGGUGGUAAUCUGCAGGGGGGGGAGCUGGUGGUGACGUACCCCUAUGACAUGACCCGCUCCCUGUCAAAGACGCAAGAGCAGACUCCCACCCCCGACGACCACGUCUUCAACUGGCUCGCCUUCUCCUACGCUUCCACGCACCGCCUCAUGACCGACGCCAGCCGGCGGGUCUGCCAUACUGAAGACUUUGCCAAGGAGGAUGGCACCAUCAAUGGGGCCUCCUGGCACACAGCAGCUGGAAGUAUGAAUGAUUUCAGCUACUUGCACACCAACUGCUUUGAACUGUCUGUGCAUGUGGGCUGUGAUAAAUUUCCCCAUGAGAGCGAGCUGCCGGAAGAGUGGGAGAACAACCGCGAGUCUCUGCUUGUGUUUAUGGAGCAGGUCCAUAGGGGUAUUAAAGGUAUCAUCAUUGACCCGCAAGGAAGAGGGAUCGCUAACGCCAUUAUAUCAGUGGAAGGAAUCAACCAUGAUAUCCAAACUGCUGCCGAUGGUGAUUACUGGCGUCUCCUAAACCCAGGCGAGUACAAGGUGACUGCCAGGGCAGAGGGCUACUCCUCUUCCACCAAGGUCUGCGAGGUGGGUUACGACAUGGGCGCCACGCAGUGUGACUUCGUCAUGACCAGAACAAACCUGUCACGCAUCAAAGAGAUCAUGGAGAAGUUCGGAAAGCAGCCCAUUAACCUUCCCGCCAGGCACCCCAGGCCAAGAGCACAGCAAAGGGGUCAACAGGCAUAGGUAACCCUUCCCUGGAGACAGACUUCAUUCAAGUGCACCAUUGUGGCAAAAAGGCUAAUCUUGUGUAGGAAUCAAAAGAGAAAAAAAUGGGCAGAACUGAACGGUAAUCUAAUCAUAUACUUUGCAGGUUACCUUAAUCAGAUUGGCAAUGGUCACAAAUCCAUAAGAAUUACAAUGGGAUCUGUCCCAUUAUUUUUUAAGUUAUUAUCUGUAUAAUUAGGACAUUGAUGAGACAAUAACUAGAACAUAUAAGCUAGUCAUAUUUGAUUCCACUGCCAGGGAUGUUUUCUUUGUUGUUGGUAUCGGAAGUCAUAAGAAUUUGUCGCCAUUGUCGUUUGUGGAACCCAUUCGUGUGGAAUUGCAUGCUUAUUUCAAUCUUUCUUAAACAGCACUGCAAUUUGUUGCAUGAUGUUUCUGCUUUACUUUGUUCUUUAACAGAAAUAACUGCUUCAUCCCAAAUUCAGAUCUGUAACACUGAUGGUUUUGGAACUGGGUUUAAAGGGGUUUGCACAUUUAUUGUGCAAGAGGAGAUUGAUGUGUCCUUUCAAAAAUAGUUUGUUGACAAACUAAUUGCAGCACACCAAGAUGAAUGUCUUUUUUUAAAAAAACAAAUAAUAUCCUUUUGUUGUUUUAAACAAUCUUGACAGCAUUUAAUAUUAGCGAUGUGAGUUUUGGGAAACUUGGAAACCCUCAAUAUCGUGGCUUGAAACUGCAAUCAGUGAGUGAUGUACUGUACAAACCAUGGUUGAAAAAAUACAUGUAUCACCUGUGUGUACCUUGUACUGUAUAUUUUCUAAAGCUUCCAACUACAAAAACCCAGUGAUUUAAUACAGUAAGUCACAGAUGGAGCAGAGUUGACAGAUAAUGUCUACAAUGGAGCUUGAUUGAAAUUGUCACUAGCACUUUUAUAACUGAAAAAUUGACAGACGAGAAUUAGUGGCUAAGUAACCAUAAUGCCACAUAAAACAGUGCAACAUUAUUUUCCGUAAUGGGCACAUAGAUCCCUUCAGAGAUAAAGUUACAUGUUAUUUCUUCUUUGAAUGAGAAACUGCAUUGCAACCAGUUGAAUCCUGUAGAUCUGUUCAUUAGAAAGUGGACUGCAGUAUAAUUAAAUAGGAAGGAAAUCAACAAAGAGCAGUUUAAACAUCAAUGAAGCUUAAUAUGAAUAACAUCUACCCACCUAACUGUCCUAAUUACUAAAGGGUGUUCAUGCAGUUCAUUUCAAAUAAUUACAAUGUAAUUGAAUGGCUGCUGUUAGUUUAAAUGACUGCUUCUUGUAUCAGUUCUGGAGUGUUUGCUAUGUAUUGCAAAAGUAACUGUAUUUACUUUCAGGUCCACAUAUGGCUGUCAAGCUGUUAGUGAAACAUUAUGUACAUGCAUGGGUAUACCAUUUAUACAGUUUUUAGAGAAGAAUAAUUUGAUCUAAACUGCUUUUUAUAUUCCUGUUCAAAGCCCUGCCUUUUUUAUUGAGUUAUUUUAUUCUUCACUGUGUUCUUGCACUUUAAUAAAAGCAAAUGAACAUUA
Molecule: messenger RNA, 4015 nt
Organism: Polyodon spathula (Mississippi paddlefish)
Lineage: Eukaryota; Metazoa; Chordata; Actinopteri; Acipenseriformes; Polyodontidae
Gene: cpxm2
Product: carboxypeptidase X (M14 family), member 2
Exons: 14
Coding region: 206-2491 (761 amino acids)
Biological process (GO): proteolysis
Molecular function (GO): metallocarboxypeptidase activity; zinc ion binding
Source: RefSeq, a predicted model, not a curated record